This is a messenger RNA of Toxoplasma gondii ME49, 1491 nucleotides long. RefSeq lists its product as hypothetical. Lineage: Eukaryota; Apicomplexa; Conoidasida; Eucoccidiorida; Sarcocystidae. The record is from RefSeq and is a predicted model, not a curated record. The transcript has a single exon. Bases 604 to 1116 code for a protein of 170 amino acids.
CAUUCGUGGGCUUUUUGCAGAGCGUUUGUCUAUUUUAGACAUUGGAAACUGCGCGUGCUUCGACAAAGAUCUAUACACAGAUAUGGAGAUAAAUAUACACUGACGAGUAGUCCAUCUACACAUCUACAAAUUACACAUUUACAUUUACAUAUAUAUAUAUAUAUAUAUAUAUAUAUAUAUGGACAUACACGGGUGGUUGUGUAGAGUUUUUCCGGUUCUGUGUUAACAACUGCGGUUCUUUCACCUCUGGUGUGACUGCGAGUGGAUUCGCUCUUGGGUCGGGUGAGUUGUUUCGACUCUUUUGAGAGAGUCAUAAAACUCACACUUGGAGACAGACUGUACCGACAUCGUGGUGUUCACUUUGGAAGUCUCUUCGUAAUGUCGGUCUGGAUGGACUAAACGUUUGGGAUUCUUGUUGGCGUAAGCCGGACAGCACGGGAGGCUCGCGCUGGGAUGAGAGUCUCGCGAGAGAAAAGAGAAAUCGAGGCCGCUCUUUGCCAGUCGAAAGCGAAGCAAAGACGAUGAGAAACAGCAACUGCAGCUCAAAAAAGGCGUCUCGUCUUCCAAGUGGCUCGUGCCGAUUUCCUCUCUUCUUUCUCUUCGAUGCCUUCAUUUCUGUCUCUUCUUCCGCAGUCUCUCCUGUACUCUUUCUUCUCUCCUUCCUGUACUCUUUCUUCUCUCUUUCCUGUACUCUUUCUUCUGUGUCGCUUUCUUCGUUCCCUCUAUCUUUCUUCUCGCUCUCUCUCGUUACCCUUUCUCCUCUUUGACUGGUUCUUCUGUCUUUUAUUCUUCCCUUCUCAUUCUCUUUCCUCUCUCUUCUAUGUUCUCUUUUCCUUCUGCACGCUUCUGCCGCUCUGUUGUCUCCGUCGUUGCCCUUUCGCCGAGCCCUCAUCAUCGCGAAACCUCGAGUCUGUCUUCUCAUCCAGUCUCUACUCGUUUGCUUGUCUCGUCUCUCCAAUGCUCACCAUCGUUCCUCCCAAAGACUGGGAUGCUGGCUUUCUUCUCGUCUGCGUCGCGUCUGAAAGCGACCGACAGCGCGUCUCUCUCCCCUUGUCUCUCUGCUCCGGCCGAUCCGCCGGUCUGCGCUCUCUGCCCGAACUUAUAUAUGUCUCUUGAGGCGAGCAAAGAAGAUAUCUUUCCUUGCUACUUCUGCAGGCAUCUGCUCUUCUAGCACAAAGGCAAGAGGAGAGAAGCCUGCAGAGAAACGGGCAAGAAGUUUCCACCUUUCUCUGCCUUCUGUGCGCGGCGUCGAACGCACAAGCCGAGCAGAAUCUCGACGGCAACGCAUUCCGUCAGCGCUGGCGACCAGCUCUCCCCACAAUAGUCGAGACGGAGUUGUCUUCAGUUGUAGAUGUCCACGUUCCUCUUUCAUCAACAGAAAAAAUGAGGGAAGCAUUGACCAGACAGGAACGCAGACAUCCACCACAACCUCUGCACUCCUCUCUACAAUACACAACCACCCUUCACCUUCACAAAAGUAGACAUACAAGC